Molecule: messenger RNA, 624 nt
Organism: Nymphaea colorata (pocket water lily)
Lineage: Eukaryota; Viridiplantae; Streptophyta; Magnoliopsida; Nymphaeales; Nymphaeaceae
Exons: 1
Coding region: 1-624 (207 amino acids)
Source: RefSeq, a predicted model, not a curated record
AUGGGAGAGCCAAUGGUGCUGCUGGAGCUGCAGGUGAGGCUGCUGGUGGAGGAAGCGGCGGCCGGCCUGGAAAACGAGCGGCGAAUUGAGUCCCAUUACUUCCUCAUGGACCGCAGUUUCUUCGACAGCACAGACGAUAUCUGGGGCCACAUUUGCCGCCCGCUCUGCGCUAACAGGACCGGCAACACCGCCGUCGCCUGCCUGGAGAGCGCCGCCUCGAGUCUGUGCAGCUCUAUCCAAAGCCACGCCCUGGAGUUGCUGGCCAGCCCGGACGUCGGUGCCGACGUCGACGUUAUCCAGGCGACGUGGGGAAUAGAAAUCAAGGCGCAGCGCCUUGCAGGCGAGGCAGCGGGGCCUGGGCCAAGUACUCCGGCAUCGACGUCGUCGACGACGGCCCCAGACGGUGAUUGGGAUGGCGAGAAGGUGUGCGCAGUCUGCAUGGAGAAGAUAAGCGCAGGCGAGCCGACGGCCAUCUUGCCUUGCUCGCACCAGUACCAUGAAGGCUGCAUCCUUGGAUGGCUUGAGCAGUCCAGGACUUGCCCACUCUGUAGGUCCAUGAUUCCGGCUUCCGGCUGGUUCGCCUCUACCUUCAAUGUUUGCUCCAGCGACGCCGUCUCCGUGUAG